Molecule: messenger RNA, 1536 nt
Organism: Jatropha curcas
Lineage: Eukaryota; Viridiplantae; Streptophyta; Magnoliopsida; Malpighiales; Euphorbiaceae
Product: metal tolerance protein 9
Biological process (GO): monoatomic cation transport; transmembrane transport
Cellular component (GO): membrane
Molecular function (GO): monoatomic cation transmembrane transporter activity
Source: RefSeq, a predicted model, not a curated record
UAAUAAUUACUUUUUUUUAUUAUUAUCUAUAAGGAUAGAAUGCAUGCUGCAUCCUGCACCUGCUACUACUAAAAUAUUCUUGUAACUUUCAUUAUUUUAUACUUUUGCUGAAUCAAAAUGGACACUUGCUUUUACUUUAUUGUUUCUUAUAUAACUAUGCUCUGUUUUGUAUGAAGUCUUUCAUCUUCUACUUCGAACAAGAGGAUUGAAAAUGGUGACUAGUCCUCGAAUAGAUUCUUUUGACCAUCGAAUAGAGCUUCUAUCACCACCACCACUUGGGCAAGAAGCAGCGGUGACAAGUGUGCCGUCGUGGAGACUCAACCUGGAUCAAGUUCAAUUGCCGGAAAGACGUGUGGAAUCUCAGUUUGGGAUUCAAUCUUUUUUGAAAAAACUCAAGAGAGAAAAACAAAUUGCAGAAUAUUACAGAAGGCAGGAAAAGCUUCUAAAAGAAUUCAAUGAAGUGGACUCGUUUACAGAGUUGGGAAUGGUGCCUGGGGCUUUGACUGACGGUGAAAGUAAGCAACUAGCCACAAGGGAGAAGUAUGCGAUAUAUGCAUCAAAUAUUGCAAAUUUAGUGCUCUUCAUAGCAAAAAUAUAUGCUUCGGUUGAGAGUAAAUCGAUGGCAGUAAUAGCAUCAACGGUGGACUCUCUGUUGGAUCUAUUAUCUGGUUUUAUUUUGUGGUUUACGGAUUAUGCUAUGAGAAAGCCUAAUCAAUAUCGCUAUCCCAUUGGCAAGCAGAGGAUGCAACCUGUGGGAAUAGUGGUUUUCGCAUCAGUAAUGGCAACUCUUGGAUUGCAGAUAUUAUUUGAAUCAGGAAGAGAACUCAUCACUAAGGUUCAGCCAGAAAGAGAUCUUAGCAAAGUAAAAUGGAUGAUUGGGAUUAUGAUUUCGGUUACAGUAAUUAAAUUUGUACUGAUGGUUUACUGUCGCAGAUUCCAAAAUGAAAUCGUUAGAGCAUAUGCUCAAGAUCAUCUUUUUGAUGUGGUUACCAAUUCAAUAGGUCUAGCCACUGCUGUUUUAGCUAUUAAAUUCUACUGGUGGCUUGAUCCUCUUGGAGCCAUACUGAUAGCUUUAUACACGAUCAGCAAUUGGUCGAGUACGGUUAUGGAAAAUGUUUGGUCAUUAAUUGGAAAGACAGCUCCGCCGGAGUAUUUAGCGAAGCUAACAUAUUUGAUUUGGAAUCAUCAUGAAGAGAUAAAACAUAUAGACACCAUUAGGGCAUAUACAUUUGGUUGCAACUAUUUCGUAGAAGCAGACAUUGUGCUGCCAGAAGAUAUGUCUCUAAGUCAAGCACAUAACAUUGGAGAGACACUUCAAGAGAAGCUUGAAUUACUUCCUGAGGUUGAACGAGCUUUUGUUCAUGUCGAUUUCGAAUAUACUCAUCAGCCAGAACACAAGCCCAAGCGAACAUGAUCAUCAUUUUCUACUUUAAAUUUCACAUUCAAGUAAUAACAAAAUAUUUCCAUUGCCAGAGGCAUGUUUUAUAUUGUAAUAUUCUAUUUCUGGUAUCAAAUCACCGAGUAAAAUGUUCUUUA